Zootermopsis nevadensis is the source of this 2494-nucleotide messenger RNA. NCBI's taxonomy places the organism in Eukaryota, Metazoa, Arthropoda, Insecta, Blattodea, Termopsidae. The record is from RefSeq and is a predicted model, not a curated record.
UGUUGCAAUAAAUAUUUCCAUGAAAUUGUGUUUUGUUUCUGUAAACGGCCCCAGGGAAACUUACUUUGAGGACGCGCCUCGUAUUACCUUCCGCUCUGCUCCUGUCAGUACGGAUUGAGCUUUCAACGUUUCGAGCAGAAUUUCUGCUUCCAUCGUCAGAGAUUAGUUCCUUUAUCGCAGAACCAUCUUAAUCCAAUACUUGAUUGUAUUUAACAUCCUGUUGUAAUGGAUAUUGGUAAACAUCUAUUUGAAAUUUCUCACUGCUCCUUGCUGUACCUCAUUUUCACAAACGUGACUCUGACGACCGAGUUAUGGCAGCGUAAACAUUGUGACGGAGAGGAGAAUUUUCUGCGUCAAGGUUACAGUAGUUACAAAUUUCUUUGUUUCCUCGAGUGUGUUGAAUGUCUAGUAGACGUCAUCCUUGAUUUACUGUGCCAACAGAUCGGAUGUGAUCGUGCCUGCGUCUGGCCUAUGGGGUAGAAAGCAUAUCAAUAACACGUGGGAUGGCGUAAUUGGGAUGGUCAACAGGGGUGAAGCUGAGGUCGGGGUGUGUGACAUCGCCAUGAAUGCUGAGCGCGUGGGAGUCGUCUCAUAUACAAUGCAAAUUGCAACUUUCCAUUACAAAGUGUUCAUCAGAAAGGGCGACGAGGACGUCUCGUGGGUAAGCUUCCUGCAAGCCUUCAGUGCCGGACUGUGGCUCGCCAUCGUGGCCUCCGUAUUCGUCAUGGCCCUCGCACUCAAAAUUUGCUUUCACGUCGGACUCCUACAGGGGAAGGAACAUUCAAGACACAACAAGUUUCACGACUGGUUGUUCGCUACACUUGGAGCAUUGAUCUGUUUACAAGGUAAACGUAAAUUAUUUUUUACAUUUGUUUAAAACUUUGCAUUGUGGGAGAGGCUUUUAUAUUUCUUUAUCAACAUCUGUUUGUUCUUAAGUUGUAGAUUCUUUACGAAACAGUUAAAAGAAGGUAUUAGUACACUGAUAUCAAACUCCUCGUGGCAUCUUCACUCAGCUUCAAAAGCGCAUCAUAGUUGUAGUUCAGGAUCUCAUUGGUACCGCGUAUUACUCAAGUCUGAUAUCAUCUUUAAUCUCAUUGUGGUCUUAAUUUCACUUUCAAGCGACGCCAACUCAGUUCAGUUGCGUCUAAUUUCCAGCUUCAUCCAAAUUCGACAAAACACAAAACGAGUUCAUGUCUAGCCGAGUUCAGUCUCUGCUCAACUACUACGCGUUCCUUUCAAUCUGAUCAUUUUCUGGUUUUAUCUUCUAGGUCAGACCAGCGCGCCGCUGUCUGUUCAGUGUCGACUCGUGUAUAUCUUGCCCUAUGUCCUGGGUUCGGUGUUGAUGUGUGCAUACUCGGCCGCUGUCAUCUCGUUCCUUACAGUUCACAAGACGAAUCUACCAAUCAGUGGCGUCGAACAGUUACACAAAGACAAAACAUACGAAGUUGGGGCUGUACAGAAUUCUUCAACGUUUGUAUCAUUCCAGGAGUCCGGGGAAAAACUAUUCCAGGCGGUGUACAAGGAGCGUCUGCAGCCUAACCAGGCCAGAAUGCCCAAGAGGGUCCUCAGCGGUCUGCGUCGCGUGUGCCAGGACAAACGAUACGCGUUCAUGGCGCCCGUUGAGGAGACGGUGGAACACCUCCCGUACCUCAGCUGCGCGGUUAUUUAUCUGCCCGAGGGGCUCUUCGAGAUGAAGUACGGCAUCGUGUUCAACGAGCGGAGUCCCUACGUCGGAAUAUUCCGGUACACGUGCGUGUCACAGGCCACUUGGAGCGCCACGUGGAGGUCUGGACGCGGGCACCAUUUGCUUUUUACCUACCAACUACUCGUGUUACAUAACACAGAAUAAAGUAUUUUAGAUUUUAUAAAGUAUAAGCAGGACUGACUCUUGCUUCAUAAAUCAUGUAAGGAUCUGUAUCAACUGCAGAGGCUAUUGUGCGUCAAAUCAUAUGAUGGCAAUUUCCAGUGAAAUGGAAAAGUUCGGAGAAGAAAAUUUGGUCUGUUUUUUUCCUUUAGGAUUGCUGAUUCUUCACCCAUAGAUAAUCCAAACGGAUAUCUCGUCAGUAUAAACAGAUAAAUUGAUCAAAACUUGAGAUACUUCUUUUGGCAAGAUCAAGACUGUGGAUUUAAGGUUACUGUCCUUACACUUGACUGGUGAGCUAUAAUAGACUCACAUUAAAGCCCCAAACAAUGCACUCAGAGUAUGAUAUCUGCCUUAAGUGCGUACAUCUCCACAGUGUGGUUACCAGGGUUACUCACCAAUAUUUUUGUCACACUCAUCGAGUCAGACACUGUCCUUCAGACCAGACACCCGUGCCUGCGUUCAGAUGCCCAUAGCUCUCGCUCAGCCCCAAUUUUCGUCGUCUUUCUUCAUUGAUACAUAGAAAUAUUCCAAAAUAAGUACAAAAAUAGCCACUUUCCCACUUAAAACUAAUAUCCGGCGUAGCUCAGUCAGUGUACUGGACGACCUGGGUUCGAUCCCCGACGGAGGCAG